Messenger RNA from Trichoderma atroviride IMI 206040, 1226 nucleotides. The record is from RefSeq and is a predicted model, not a curated record. NCBI's taxonomy places the organism in Eukaryota, Fungi, Ascomycota, Sordariomycetes, Hypocreales, Hypocreaceae.
GUAAGCAGUGGUGCGUCAUGCAAUAUCCCUGGCCUUUUGAUACCUUCAUUAGAGACACACAGGGACAGGCAGGCAAUGAAUCAGGGACGCAGAGCGGGAAAAGAAGAAAAAAAAGAUGAGCACCGCCAAAAGCGGUGAGCGAGCUAUUCUCGAACCUGGAGUCGCAACUCCAUACUUGCAUGUACAAGCCCCUCAUCGGUGAGCUCUCGUGAGAGAACCAUCAGCGUGGAUCUGAGCGUCCCAGGGAUCAUAUCAGAGACCCCGGUUGCGGGCACCUGCGUGCUUCUUUGGCAUGAUACACGCGUCCCAAAAAAAAAAAAAAAAGUAGAAAAAAACCACAUCAGCACUGCUCUGUACAUAUAGAGUACAUACGUACAGGCAAUAAACGUCAAGCCAGGACAGGGUCCCAAGAGCCGGCACUCACUCGCAGGGCCUCCACUGUACAUUCACAGAAAAGCCACCCCCACAAAAUUGCUAGCCCAGCAGGGGUCCGACGAUUUUUUUCUUUCUUGGGAGGGCUUCCUCCGUGGCCCAGGCUGAAUAUGGCCUGGUCCGCGCCGGAGGCUACGAGGCCUGUCCCUGGUAGCGGCGCCUUGGAUCAGUCAGAUGGUCGGUACGGAUGGAUGAUUUUCUGCUCGAUUAAUAUUAUGCCAUUAUUGCUCUACGGGUAUUAUCCCAUCGUUGACGCGGUAGACGACUGAAAAAUAAAAAAGAGAGAGAGAGACAAAGGGAGAGCUAUGGCAGCUCCACUGUCCAAAGACUUCAUUACUAGGUAGCUGGUAUAAGACGGCUUAGAAGACCACUGCGGCAUAUGGUACGGGAACUUUGAUGAUCCAGGCCCCCCCAUUGCUUCCGCGUCCCUCAUUAUUUCGUGUUUGUAGGACAAGGACAGUCGCAAGAUGAACCACUACUGCCUACUAGCAGUAAUAAUUCCCGCUGCGAGACAUGCAUGCGAGCCAUCGUGCCACCGUUUUCGCCUACUGGGAAGCAAAAAUUGAUGUGCUACUGCGAAUCACUCGGUACCGUAGCAGCAUUUUUUUUUUUUUUUUAGUAACAAGUCAAUAGACAUGCCAGCCGCCAAUUUAAAAAAAGAAAUUCGAAAAAAAGAAAUUACGACGCAGUGUGGCAUGUAAGAGCAUGCUCCUGGGUGGCAUCAUGUGCUUCAUUUGUAAUCUUUAAAGUUGAAUAGACCAAUACGACCUCACACCUCCUUGGGAGCUACUAAC